AUGGAGCGACCAGCUAAACGGCAAAGAAUUGCACUUGGCUCACUUGGCACCGACGACGAGGACGAGCUCGACUGUGAGCCUAAUGAGCUCAACCAGAGGCGAGACCCUGCCUACCAGCUCGAACAGGCCAGGUUCCGUGCUUCGAACAAGCUCAAAUCCAGAUUUGAGGACAUCUUCGCCAAAUAUGAGAAGGACUUCACAGGGGUUGGUGAUGAAAUCGACCUGAGGACUGGUGAGGUCGUCGUGGAUAAUGGACAUCUGCAGUCUAUCACAGGCGUCCAGGAGUUUGGAGACACUGAUGGCGAUGAAGAUGAAGAUGACAAUGUCUCGGAGAACGAGCGUCUCAUCCUUGGCACAGGCAAUGGGGGCUCCAGAACUGGGUCAUCAGACGCAGUGACGCAGAGCAAUCAUUGGGUGAUGUCAGGUUCAAACCCAAAUUGGGCCCGACCCUCAGCUAGCAUGAGAGUGCCCACGAGUCUCUCCUCUUUAGGGCCCCCGGCCCACGAGCUUCUCGUGCCGCCAAACAAUCGCUUCGACUCUUGGAAAUCCGCGAACACCCAGGAUCUGGACCCUGUGUGGCAAGCUCCUGAACUCCCUCGGUCAGCGUUUCUGGGCCAGCAAUUUGGAGCGCAGGCACAGAAGCACAUAUUUGGCAUGGGGCAGACCACGAAGAAGGUGUCUAGAAGGUCACUACUGGAGCCUAGAAACCAGGACGGUGACGAAGAGGAUGUCCUCGGCGCCCCUGGCAAUGAUCCCAGGAAGAAAGAGUCGCCCUUAAUCAAGGCGAGAUUCCCAGCCGUCGGAAGCAGCCCUAACAAUGAUUCUGGCUUGCACGAAAUGAUCCAAGAUGUAAUCGACAACCUUGCGGACAUGUCACCUUCAGCGGAGAAGUUGGAAAAAGGCGCAUCAGGCACAGGGCCAUCCACCAAGACCAAGUUGAAGCCAAUUCGAUCGAAUCCAGGGUUAAACGGCAGGAGGUGUACUGAACGGACGUGCGAUGACCAGGGAAACGCAACAAGAAAAGCGGGUGAGGCUAUCUCUAGGCAAGAGAACGGAGCAAGCCCAGAGAUCAACAGAAGGCGAGGGUGUAAAGCUACGGCGGAUAAAUCUCAAGUAAAGGCUGUCAAAAUUCGCAAAAUAACAAAGCCGGAGACACAUACCGAGAACCAAGCAGCUGAGACAAUAGGGGAGUCAGGUAUUCCGGGCAUGGAUGAAGAUUCUUUCUUGGAUAUCACCGGAAAUGAGCCUGUUAAACCGGCUGGACAGGUUUUAUACGUCGAGAUCAAGGCAAGGAAGCUUGGCCAAAGCGAUUGCUUUGCUCGAGAUGAUCAGGACGAUAGCGAAGUACAGACAGUCGACACAGGCCUCUCAAGUGCCGAUGUGUCGGGCCGAGGGCUGCAUACCUCGUCGGGUGUUGCAGAGAAGGUAGCCGACACUCAAGAUGACAAUUGCGCCACGGAGUCGGACAGAAGCCUCCUCGACGAUGAGCCAACAAGAUUAAAAGCGGUUGAUGAGCCGUUAGGAAGAAGAAAGACUAACGAGACUUUUGCUUUCUCGGGCGAAGAGGACCUGCCAUCCAGGACAGUUAGAAACCAGAAACGGCCGCCCGCGUCGGCUGGAACCCACGAUCAAGCACUGCAGCAGUCACAAGCGAAUAUGCCGUCGCAUCGUGCCGAGGAGCGAUUUGAGAGGAAUUUUGUAGACCCAAGCUAUGCAUUCUCGGACGAUGAAGAUUUAUUGCCUAGAAGCAAGAAGAACAAUCAACGUAACUCGGAACCGAGACUCCGCGCCGAUAUAGCUGCGCAUGAUGUCUCGCAAGUUGCCCCGAAGUCAAAAGCUGCGCCGACUCUGCAGACAAAGGUUGGGCUUGAUGCUUGGGAUCAGGAGAGCCGAGAUCAACUUGCGCGUAUGUCACCAAAGCCAAUUGUUGAACGGGAUUCAGCAGCGGAUGCUUUGGAGGUCUCCAAGCUGAGCCACAUACAAAGCUCGGAAAAUAUGGACUCUGCCGGCCCAACAGCCCCCCCUUUAUCUGCCUCACACCGGCAGAGCCGAGGCAAGUGGCCAGGUGAAGCAGGAGUAAAGCAAGCCGAAGAACAGGUCACAGGUAUGGCUGGUACUCGUGCCCUAAAACAUCGAUUUCGGGAAAAUGCUGUUGACGACGUCCAUGGCGUCCCUGGAACUGCGCACGCGUCGGCUUCAGCUGCUGCAUCAACUGCAGUCGAGGCGAAUGUCGAAAGAACAUCAGCAAAGCCUCCGAAGACAGCACAGACUAUACCAGUACCACCAACAACACCUCAGCCAAAAUCUAAGCCAAGAUCUGAGAAGACCCCGUCCUCUACAUCGGGACUCAUCUCGCUCCUUUCGGAUGACGACGACGAAGAAGACGAGAUCUCCUUCGAUCUCGCCGACUUCACGCCAUCUGGGCACCACCGUAUCCUCACCCUGCGCCCGCACCACCACCAAUCACCUGCAUCUAGUACAUCUAAGAAGAGGCGCGGCGGUAACCUGCUCUUCGGCCCAGCCUCAGCCACCAAGAUGAGCAAGCAUAGCACGCCAAGCUCGGACAGUCAGCAAAGGAAAAAGAAGCGCCGCAGCACACAUAGUCUCGCAAGGAGCGUGGUCAAGGUUAGACGUGAAAGUUCUCGAGCUCUGAGUCCGGUAGGCUCGGUGGUGCAGACACCAGGAGGCACGAAGAGGAGGUGCGGAGAGGAUGGCUUCAGAUGCGAGAGAGACUUUUGUUUUGUCUGCAUCAGCAUAUGA
This is a messenger RNA of Diaporthe amygdali, 2760 nucleotides long. RefSeq lists its product as uncharacterized. Gene Ontology annotation, cellular component: nucleus. The coding region runs from base 1 to 2760 and encodes 919 amino acids. Gene Ontology annotation, molecular function: protein heterodimerization activity; histone binding. The transcript has a single exon. The record is from RefSeq and is a predicted model, not a curated record. Lineage: Eukaryota; Fungi; Ascomycota; Sordariomycetes; Diaporthales; Diaporthaceae.